ACAGAGAAAAGCCCAAAAGGCCAAAACCCAAGGCUAAGAAAGAAUUCACUACAAACCCUAAUCAGGCUGUCAGUAUACUUUGUUAGAUUCAGAUACAGAAGCAGAAUCAGAAUCAGGGUUUGAAAAAAAUGCAGAUCUUCGUGAAAACCCUAACAGGGAAGACCAUAACCCUAGAGGUCGAAUCCAGCGACACUAUCGACAAUGUUAAGGCCAAGAUCCAGGACAAGGAAGGUAUUCCACCGGACCAGCAGAGAUUGAUCUUCGCUGGAAAGCAGCUCGAAGAUGGCCGUACUCUUGCUGACUACAAUAUUCAGAAAGAAUCAACCUUGCAUCUGGUUCUGAGACUUCGUGGUGGCAUUAUCGAGCCUUCUUUGAUGGCAUUGGCUAGGAAAUACAACCAGGACAAGAUGAUCUGCCGCAAGUGUUAUGCUCGUCUGCACCCCCGUGCCGUGAACUGCAGGAAAAAGAAGUGUGGACACAGCAAUCAGUUGAGGCCAAAGAAGAAGAUCAAGUAGAUUACAUAUCUCGACGGAGGAAUUAUACUUUUAUUAUCAGAUUUCUGGUUGGAAACUAUUGUUCUAAUAACAGACAUCUUUAAUUUCGUUUAGCUUGAAACUCUCUUGUAGUUUAUGUUCUUCCAUUUGUACUUGAAUGCAAGUUCUUCGUUUUUGAAA
This is a messenger RNA of Gossypium raimondii (Peruvian cotton), 674 nucleotides long. Its product is annotated as ubiquitin-60S ribosomal protein L40. The record is from RefSeq and is a predicted model, not a curated record. Gene Ontology annotation, cellular component: nucleus; ribosome; cytoplasm. The transcript is spliced from 5 exons. Lineage: Eukaryota; Viridiplantae; Streptophyta; Magnoliopsida; Malvales; Malvaceae. Bases 129 to 515 code for a protein of 128 amino acids. Gene Ontology annotation, biological process: translation; modification-dependent protein catabolic process; protein ubiquitination. Gene Ontology annotation, molecular function: ubiquitin protein ligase binding; structural constituent of ribosome; protein tag activity.